This is a messenger RNA of Thamnophis sirtalis, 1826 nucleotides long. RefSeq names its product ARF like GTPase 4D (gene ARL4D). Gene Ontology annotation, molecular function: GTP binding; GTPase activity. Lineage: Eukaryota; Metazoa; Chordata; Lepidosauria; Squamata; Natricidae. The record is from RefSeq and is a predicted model, not a curated record.
UGAGGAGUUUCUGCAGUGUCGGCUCGGUUUUUGCGGACUGCGGGUGUUCAGUUGUCAGCUGGGAUCCCAGAUGGAGCUGCCGUGAGCAGUGAUCAUCUAUUGGUGUUUUUCAAGAUUUGAUGUCAAUUCAAUGACUAUGGGGAAUCAGUUGGCACCUGUACCUCCUUUCCUACCUCACUUGCAGGCUCUGCAUGUGGUCGUAGUUGGAUUAGAUGCAGCUGGCAAAACAUCUCUGCUUUACCGUCUGAAGUUUCAGGAGUUUAUCAAGAGUGCACCUACCAAGGGCUUCAACAUGGAGAAGAUCCGGGUGCCACUGGGAACCUCUCGCAUCAUUACUUUCCAAGUAUGGGAUGUGGGUGGUCAGGAAAAGCUACGUCCUCUCUGGAAAUCCUACAUGCGCCGAACAGAUGGGGUUGUUUUUGUAGUGGACUCAGCAGAAGUUGAACGUUUGGAAGAGGCUCGAGUUGAAUUGCAUAAAAUUGCCCAUUCCUCAGACAACCAGGGAAUCCCUGUGCUUGUGCUGGCCAAUAAACAGGAUGUGUCUCAUGCACUCUCUGUAGCUGAGGUAGAGAAGCACCUUGGCUUACAUGAACUGUACACUUCAACAUUGAGCCACAUCCAAGGUUGCAGUGCCAUUAGUGGUCUAGGCCUCCAGCCAGCCCUGGAAAAACUGUAUGAAAUGAUUCUCAAACGCAAAAAACUCCUUCGUAAUGGUAAGAAGAAGUGCUGAGAAACAAUGUUUCCACCUGGACAAAAGUUAGUAAUCAUUCCAAGCAUGAUUCAUGGCAACUAAUGAACCAAGUCUUCAGUUUCUUCCUUGGUGGUUUUUAAUUAUUGGACAAAUGAGUUGUUGAAUAUCUAGACAUUUAUCAUUUCUACUUUCCUGUUACCCUAAAGAGAAUGAGCAUCUGUCCAGACUGAAGGAGAAACUUUUUUCAAAGUAGAGGGUUGUGCUCUAUGAGUUCAGCAAUCCUUUCAUACUUAACUUUACCUUUAAAAAAUAUCUUCUUGGGCUCUUUUCAAAGACUCUUGUUUUUUACAGAAAGCAUAACUUAAAUUAAACAGUUUGAUUGUGGACUUAGGUAAAGCAUCUUUGUCAUCUUCAAUAUAUUAGUCAGACAACUGGAGUGUGGAGAGGCUACUAACUUUUUUGGGAAAAAGCAAGCAUUAGAUGUUAUUUUCUGGAAGGACCAGUAACCUUUCACCUUCAGCAAAGCCCUGCUGGACCUCAAGGCACUAUAUAGAUGUCACUCUUCUCAGCAUUUGCAGAUUACAUGGAACAAGAAGAAUGAGGAAAAGCAGCUGCAACUGUUUAUAUUUUCUUGAAUCCCUCUCUUGUUCUAAUUAUGGGAGUCUAUUUGUUUUUUUAAAUGAAACAGCAACUCCUCCAUCUCCUUAAGAGCGAAGUAUGCCUUAUUCCCAGAUAGACUAAAGCUUUGGCAUAGAACAUUUCAGAAAUAAAAUGUUGGAUAUAGCUUUGUCUGAGAAGAUGAAUUGUCUUUGAAUGUUAUGUUUGGAGAGAAAGGUAAAGGGAUAGAGCAGUUCAUGAAAUGAGAGGAUCAUGAAUGGCUCUAAAAUUGCAGGUGUUUCUUUUCUGAUAAUACUUCCCACUUCCAAGCACAACUACCAGAAAACUAGAUGUGGCAUUUGGCUUAUACUUUGACAAAGAGUUUUAAUUGAGGCAGAACUUCCAAAUGAAUUUUUCAAUGCCUAGGUUCUUCUUACACAGUAAAGAGUAAUUUAAUAAAGCAAAAAAAAAUGUUACAAGAAUAAAAUGCAACUGCAUACAAUUAAUAAAUUCAGUAACUUCAUACUGUGAGUUUUUU